AAUCUCUCUCUCUGUCCUUUUGAUUUUUAAUAAAGCAUACCAAAUGCUCGUUAGCACCCUACAAACACACACAAUUGCUCUCGGUUUUCUACAUAAAAAAAAGAAAAAAAAGAACUCUCAAACCCCCCCACCCUCUUCCCCCUCUCUCUCGGGAUUUAGCGAGAUGAAGACAAAGUUUCCCCUUUGAUUUUUCCACAUCAGAUCUCUCUCCUUUUCGUUUCAGAAUACUCCAGCAUCGCUCAUAUGGCUCUGCCCCCACAACCCUUCGUCGCCACCUCAUAAUCGGUCUGUUACGAUUACAUUUUACAUACACAUGUUUGUGUAUUAGUGCGGUUGAGAGUAAAUGAAGUGUAACAAGCAUACCUCCGACCUUAGCAGCACCGUCGGCGUCUGUGCCUCCUGUCUACGCGACCGACUCUUCGCCCUCAUCGCCGCCCAGGCUCAUGCCCAGGCCCAGGCCCAAGCCCAACACCACCAGCUCUCCCGCUCCCAAUCGCGCGCCGCCGCUGUCCCUGACGAUCCCCGGAAAUCUGACCCCAAUUUGCCUCCUCCUCCACUGGUCUUCCCUCGCUCCGUCUCCCCAUACGUCACUCGCCGUAAAUCGGAUGAUUCCACGUGGCAACACCAGCACCCCGACCGCCAGGAUCGUCGUUUCUAUAGCACUCCCCAGGUGGGUCCCACGUACGCUGCCACCACCUUCGCUAACGUCGGUUCUUACAGGAAGAAGAACGGCAGGUUCUCGCUCUUCUCGAAGUUGUUUAGGUCAAGAUCCGAGAAAUUGGAACCGGAUCCUAGGGUUUCGUCUCGGCACCCGUGCGAGCCCUCGUCGUCCACAUCCUCUUCUACACCCUCUUGGUUUACCACGAUCUUCUCCGGCAGCCGUAAAAAGGAAUCGCGACUGUUCUUCCUCGAAGAAUCCGUCGCCAACGUAGACAAAAACAAUUUCCGGAGAGCGGAUCGGGGAAUGUCUCCUGCGAGAACGGCUGAUUCCGACGAGGAUUACGAUCGAUCAGCUUCCGCUAGCGGGUACUGCUCGGAGUCUUGGAGAUCGCCGGCGUUUGCCGUGCGGCGGAAUCGCCAGGGACAAGGCCGGAACGUGUCCGGAAUAGCGUUUUGCCUGAGCCCACUGGUGAGGGCGAGCCCCAGCCGGCACUGGAACCAGAAGUGCAUGCCACCGGAUGCUGCGGUCUCUGGAGAGAUGAGGACUGCGGGGAAGCCGCAUCUGACCACGGCCGCGUCAUUUUGCAAGAACCGGUCGAGGAAGCUUGCGGAUUUCGGAAGAGUCGGUCACAACCGUUGAUUCCAUUGACCGUUGACAUCGCAUUCGGUGUUGAUGGUUAUGUACACGAAAGUACGGUUUUGUCCCUAUUCCUCUAUAUUUCAGGUUUUUUUUUUUAAAUUGUUGUAUGGAUUAUAAUUUGAAUUACAAAGCCAAUGAGAAAAGGGAAAAAAAAAAUAUAUCGCGUGUGCUCUUUAUAC
Messenger RNA from Juglans regia (Persian walnut), 1479 nucleotides. RefSeq lists its product as uncharacterized. Bases 344 to 1300 code for a protein of 318 amino acids. The transcript has a single exon. Lineage: Eukaryota; Viridiplantae; Streptophyta; Magnoliopsida; Fagales; Juglandaceae. The record is from RefSeq and is a predicted model, not a curated record.